AGUUCAUUCAACGGAUCAAAGCUGAAGGAUAAGGGUGGUAGUGGCAGGGAUCAGAGAACAAAGCGCGCGCUCAUAUUUUCGGCGUAUUUUGACUGUGGAUUUGUUUAUUUAUCACGGCCCUUCAAGUUCAAAGUGAACUUCAGAGGAAAAGGAGAAGCUCAUGGGAUUUUCCAAAUCCAAAAAAAAUCGCAGCGAUACACCAGACGAAAUUCUUGCUACCAAAAGGCCCUUUCCGCAGCUGGAACAUGAUGAGAUAAGAAUUCUGGUGUUCAAGGAAUGUGAUCGGAAAGGAAAAACCCUACUGUUUGACUCUAAGGCUGUUCCAAAGAGCGACAGUCAACAGGAUGCAGGGCAGAAUAGAAUUUCUGAUUCGGAUAAGAGACUCUCUGGAGGUCCCAGGCUUGAGCAAAAAGGAAGCAGAUCUCCCACACAGAAGUCAAAAUUACAGUAUGCAAGACAAAGUCAUGAUUCCAAAAUGUUGGGGGAGAUGAUCUUUGGCUCAGUAGCAAUGACAUACAAGGGCCAAACAGUCAAAGUCCAUGAAAUCAGAACUCCUCAUCAGCUAUUAUUGACAAAUGUGUUUGCUGUCCAACCAAGAAUUGUUCUGCCCAGCUGUGGCGAUUCAAGUGAUUAUUUUAGUACCAGCAGCAGCCAUGUAGACUCAGGAAUCGGAGACAGUUCAAACAGACAUGAUCUAGGCUGUGGAUCGUUGUCAUCACAGAACAGUUUAUCCAAACUUGAAGAUUCUGUUCUUGGGCCUUCAUCUAAGCCAAUGGCUGUUCCAGGUUCUUCACCAGUGGUUGCUAUUGAUGCUGAUGAAGACAGUGGAUUCACAGCAUCUGUUGACAGUAAUACGUCACUAGGGUUUAAUUCAGCAUCCUCGCCCUGUGGCAGUUACCAAAGACGUCUCCGUCGGAGCCAUGUGACCAGCAUUGACAACAGUUUCGGAAGGAAGAGCGAAGAGUUACCAGAAGUUAUUUCUCCACCAGUGGGAAGGAGACCAAAGCUUGGCAUUGGUAUUUUAUUUACUCUUGGCGACAACGAAGAAAAAAGCAGAGCUCUUCAAGGUGUCUUUUUUGCCCAUUUCCCUUUGUUUGAAUUGCAUGUAAUGAAACUUAGAGUGUCUAUCGAAAAUGCCUGUUUUGGCAAGCCGAGGUUAUUUACGAGUCAAGUCAUUGAGGCAGUGAACACAUUUCGAAACACGAUUCACAACAUGUUCGCAACACCAAGACUCAAGGAACCAGUUUGGCUGAACAUGAUGACACAUUCUUCGCAUCGCCCUCAGCUCUGUGACAAAUUCAUGGUUGAGUUGGUGGACUGCCUCAAAGUUGGAAACAGCAGGGAGACAAACUUUUUCAUGGCAGCCAUUCUGACAGCUGUGUUGCAGAAUCAUCUUGCGUGGGUGUCGACAGUAAUGCCUGCUGGAACAGCUCCUAGCCGAGCAUUUCUGGACAAACAUUCUUCCAAAACUUUGGAUCUGCUUGCUCAGUCACAUCCAUACAAUCCACUGUGGGCUCAGCUAGGGGACUUGUACGGGGCAGUCGGAUUUCCUCUUCGUGUUACAAGGACUGUAGUUGUUGGGAAAGACUCUAAAAUCGUUUCAAAAGUAUUGAAUAUCCUAAGUUAUUUCAUAAGAUGUACGGAGGUGUUUGAACAUGUACAGAGAAGAGAUGAUGAAGACAAUGAUGAUACAAAGGAAAAUCUUUCUUGUUUUGGCCAGGAAAGUGUACAGACUGUGUGCUCCCAGUGUGGAAGCAAAUCGGUUUCUGAAGUUGAAAACUCUGGGAAAAGCUUUACUGAGCCAAGUGUUUGUUUGCAAUAUAAAGAGAACAGCGAGGGGAGUUGCGCUUUACAUGACAAAUUAAAAGACAAAGAAAAGAAAGAGAUUCUACGGGAGCAAUUGCUUUCCCAGUUGCAAGGUACUAAUGGAUUUACACAUUGUUUGCAUUGCAAUGCAAGAAUUUCUGAUGUAAACACUAGGGAAAAGCUCACAGGCAUGGAAAUACUUCAGUCUGUUUGCACAUGUAACAAGAUCUCAAAUGGAGGCGUGCACAAGGAGCUGAAGCAUUUUGUGAAAGACUCAAGCCUGUUAGCUCUGGCCAAUAAUCAUUGUAACUCUUUUCAAUGUUACUGCUGCAAGAACGCAUCUGAAAAAGGAAGUAUUGCUCCUAAAGGACGAAAGAUUAAGUGUUACUGUGGGUUGGAAGUUGAUUCUGACAAGAGUUGUGGAAAACAGGAGUGUGUUCGUUGUAGUGCUCAGUGUCUAGAAAAACUUCAGUCCUCGCAAAACGGCAAAAGCCAUCAUCUCACAGAAACAAACAAUUGUCUAACAACCAAGAUUUUACAGGCUGUUCAAAGGCGAGAUUCAGUUGGCAACUGUAAUGAAAAUGUGGGCCGUCGGAUUUCUGAGGCAGACAGUUGUGUAUCUGAGGACAGAGACUCCUUGUCCCUGAGAAACAGCGUUUUAGAAAAAUGUACUGAUGUUGAAGAGACUAUAGCGUCUUAUGGAAGAAGUGGAUCAGCUGAUUCAGGAAUUCAUCAGAGCCCUUUAAACUCACCCUCCAUUAAAAAACCUGAAAGUUUUCCAAGUGUUGUCCCGUGUCAACUGGAGGAUGAGCAGAUGCCUGAAGAAAUUCCUUUACCUAGGACAGAAGAAGUGAGCUCCUCCUCAAACAGCAAAUCAGAUGACUGGAAAAUCUUCAACAACUUUGGACGAUCAAUGUUUGCAGGAAUUGUGGACAGUUAUCUGCCAGACUUGGUUCUUCAAGGUGUUCAGGAAAAUGAUUUCCGAGGAAGACUAUCCGCUGAUCUGAAGCUUGCAUUGCAGCAUUCAGUUGUGGAUGAUCCUGUUUCAGAAGCAGUGUGUAUCAUCGCCAACACUGAUAAAUGGACUUGUGAAGUUGUUUCUAUGAAAAAGAAUCGGAAACAGUCAACCUGCGAUCCCAUUUAUCAUGAACAACAAGUGGAAGUAUCCAACUUGGUGUUAUCGAUGUUGUCCUCAGUCAGUGGCCUAUGGGACAUCAAAAUGUCAGCGGAGUUUUGUCUAAUGCACCUGGAAGAUAAACUGAAAGAGAUAUAUCUAAAGAGCAAGGUUAUAACAGAGAGAUAUCGGGAAAGACGGAAGUUAUUUAGAAGUGAUAUCACAAAUAUGCUCAGUGUGGAUGACAACGAUGUUCCGUUACUGCUGGCAGUAGCUAGUACCCAUGCUCCUCAGAGUAUGACACUUGUAGGCUGAAUACGAAAUCGUCGCGUGACCUUGCAUGACAUGGAGUAUCACGCUUGACAAGAUUCAGUUGGCCCUUGAGUGAUAUACGUGUUCUUUUAGCAUCAUCAUCUCCACACGGAUGCUGUAUUGGAAUCUCUAUUUUGCGUUAUUCAUCGACGCCAUACUGGAACAGAAACAUUUUGUGUAGAAAUAUCCACUCGUGUUACAUUCAGACGGAUAUUAUCGCAACAUAACCUCUACUGGUGUGACAUUAUUCCUCGGAAGCAACUCAUUAAGUAACUUUUACCAGUCUGUGGGUAAUUUUAAGUCCUUAACUUAGAAAUGGGACUUUACCGGGCCUUUUCAAAGUGUUUAUGACAUAGAACCAACUAGAUUCGUUUAACACAAAUUACCACUCUAUUACACGGGUGGAUUAUAAUGAAUUCAAAAUAUACAGCGGGAUUUGGAACAAAUUCGCGGGGGCAGAAAGCUAGGGCCGUUACGAAAUUGGUAGUCGCUUGUGAGGAGUACUUUUCCACUUCCAUGCUUUCGCGAAUGUGAAAGAUAAUUUUUCUCAUUCUGUUUUUCUUUUCGUACAGUACACUAACAAAUCCGUCUCACGCUCGCUUGUCAAGACUACGCUACCUCUUUUUACUGGGAGAAUGUGUAGGGAUACAUUUUUACUAGCAUAGUACCUCACAGAAAACAAAGCUGCGCAAAUUGGUUGCAAGCCACGCUUAUCAAGGUAUAAAUCUGUUGUUUUCUAUGGAUUAUUUCAACGAAAAUAGUCUUGCCCAUGUAUUUCUAAGAGAUAAAAAAUUUUUUUGUAAUGGGAAAGAAACAGUAUUGACCCGAGAUUAUCGUCAGUUAUCUUCCCAUGGGAGAAACUGUCCUGCAUUUCUCGCUUGCCUGAUGAAAAUUUUAGGAGAAGAGUGCAUCGUAAUCCGCGUCGCUCAUAUUUAUUACUAAAUGCAGCUAUUUUCGUAGCGGCCGUAUAUUAAAUCGUAGAAUUUUAUCGGAAAUAAAUGAGGAGAAAUACGA
Molecule: messenger RNA, 4246 nt
Organism: Stylophora pistillata
Lineage: Eukaryota; Metazoa; Cnidaria; Anthozoa; Scleractinia; Pocilloporidae
Product: folliculin-interacting protein 2
Cellular component (GO): cytoplasm
Molecular function (GO): ATPase inhibitor activity; protein-folding chaperone binding
Source: RefSeq, a predicted model, not a curated record